Gaeumannomyces tritici R3-111a-1 is the source of this 3890-nucleotide messenger RNA. RefSeq lists its product as hypothetical. Gene Ontology annotation, molecular function: histone binding. The coding region runs from base 173 to 3511 and encodes 1112 amino acids. Gene Ontology annotation, cellular component: nucleus. The transcript has 4 exons. NCBI's taxonomy places the organism in Eukaryota, Fungi, Ascomycota, Sordariomycetes, Magnaporthales, Magnaporthaceae. The record is from RefSeq and is a predicted model, not a curated record. Gene Ontology annotation, biological process: DNA damage checkpoint signaling; positive regulation of transcription by RNA polymerase II.
AGCGAGUAUCUCGGCCAGCCCGAUGGAGAAAGCAAUUGAGUGGCAGGACGUGCUGCCCGACAAAUGACGAUUGAAUCUGAUCCGAUGCAACUUCGGGGGCACGCACGAUUAACCCACACUGUCGCCAUCACCACGAAGCGACAAGCCCAAGAUUACCGCACUCCGUGAUCCGAUGGCCCCGUCCGCAACCGUUGCGGCCGCAGAGCGGAAAGCGAUGGAGGGCAAAAACGAGUCACAGGACACUCAAGAACUCGUGGAUCGUUACCGAACCCAGUUGGGAGUGGGAAUACUUGGUAGCUCGCCACCGCCUGCGAUCCCCACAAGCUGCUCGAACCCAACGGCUAACCCACAAUCCGCCCGGGCGCAAAGGCCUAAAGAAUUACGACUACAAGUCACGCAAACCUAUGUGAUGGGACCCAAGAUGGCACGCCGACGGAAGAUGUAUGGGCAAAUGCCACCGCCCAGCACCAAGACGCGCCAGAACGCGACUCUCAUAACGACGUCACAUGGGCCAGAUACUACACCCACACCUUUGUGUGUCGACGACGCCGCCCGUCCGAGCCUGCAGCCAAACCAGGCUGGCCAUCCGGAUUCUCACGUGCCGCCGCUGGAGAAGACCAAGGGCGAGCCCAACGUUAGUCCUACGGGCCGGCCUGGGGAUGCAGUAGAUGGAUCACGCACCGCCGCAAACCUAGACGUCUCGCUGUCUACUCUGCCAGACCGCGCACCACCAGACGAGCUCCAUGUGCCGCCACCGCUGGACGGCGGGACGGUUCCUGGUUCAAAAAUGAGUUUUACUCAAUCGACAACGCAGUCCAACGAGGAGCGGACUGGCAGUUACGAUCGUUACUUCCCUCAUGACUCUCUUGGCGACGAUGAUGGCCUUCAGGACACCGCCCCGCUCGUGGACCAUGCCCAGGCCGCAUCACAUGAUCGAACCUCUCUUUUGAGCGACGACGAUCAUGGUGCUGUUAGGCUCCAGUUCAGCGACAAGGGCGAUGAUGAGACGGAGUCAGUUGCAGGCCGCGAGACGGGAGACCCGGAUCUUAGCCUUAGGCCGUCGACCCGGGCCGAUUCGCAGGUCGCGUCCGCGUCAUUGAUGCCGCCGCCGGAAACGCCGGCAAAUCCCUUUGCAGGGAGGAAUAUGGGUGUGAUGGCCCCCAUGUCAGAUCUAUUCAAACAGACUCAGUUCUCGUCUGCUGUCCAACCCGCAGCCAUGAGCCCCACGUCUUCCAGGCCAUCUCCAGACAUGUUCCUGAACAACUCCAUCUCUCCCAAUCAACCUGCGCCAACCUCUCCUCUCAGGAGGCGCGACCCUGCGCUGAACACCUCUCCCUCUGUUUUCCCAUCUAGCCCUCAGUUUCCACCACCCACAUCACCACGGCUGGACGACGAGGCAGUCACGCAAUUGGUGAACGGAUCAUCUGUACCCGAACCAGAAGACCCUGAAAUCCCAGAGUCACCUCGGCCCAAGGCACUCUCUCAGAAGGCCUUACUAGAGCCGGUGGACUGCUACGAACCCACGAAGCUCUCCCAGAAACGGCGGGGGCUCUCGGAGCCAAAGGCGAGCCAAGCAGGUGGCAGCAAUUCCAGUGACGAGGAAGGCUUGGCCCCCCGGAAACGAGCCCGCUCAAAGCGAAAUGCUGCGCCAAAGACGCUCAAGUCUCUAGCAAUUCCGCGGAAAGGUUCGGGAGCACCGGAUGAAGAAGAUGAGGUCGAGGUUCCCUCAACCAACAAAAAAGCGACGCGCUCGCGGUCCCCCGCUGCUGUACAGAGGAGGCCCAGAGCGCGGGGCCGUAGAAAAGACCCUUAUGAGUUUGGUAGCAAUAGCUCUACUCGAAGUCAGAGCAGUAUUGCAGACUCGCAGGAGAAGGCCCGCCCUGAUGCCGCUGCAUCCAGCAGGGAGGCGAUCCCAGAAACAAGUCCUCCCCCGGACGCCAGGUCGAAGAGGGCAGCUUCCAGGACCGCCACUCGUUCUUCCAAUCCUGCAAUUCCUUCGCUGUCAAUCCCGGAGAUACCAAGUGACCUUGCCGACACGCAGUCCCCCAGGCUCCCGCCAAUGAAAAACAAGGUCUCACAGGUCUUGGCGACUAAGACGUCACAGUUCUCGCCAUCGGCGUCCGAAAUUCAAGCAGCAAACGACGCGAGCGUUGUGCUGGGCCAAAAGCAGGCCGACACCCCGCUUGCUCCCAAGAGUUCUGCCCAUAGCUUGGCUCCCCCUACCUCGGCCCUGACAAGCUUGACGGGGACCCCGAACAUCUCGAGCAGCACCACCCCAGCUACUGAGACUAGUCGGAGGAGCAUACUAUCUUCCCCUGCUGGUGCAAAGGCUCGCAGGCGUGGUUCGACACAACCGCUUCCAGUUCUAGCGAACGAAAGCGUCAGGUCGGGGCGUGUGACCCGAAGAAGUGUACAGCGCUCUCCACCUUCGACCGACGAGCUCGCCCGUGGAGAGACUCCGGCCCCGGAACACAACCUUCGAACCUUGCGACUGGGGAGGCUCUCAACAUUAUCGGCCCAUGACCUCCCGGUCACAGAAGGGUCUGUUCGGGGCCCAAAGAUUUUCGACGGCAUGGUGUUUGCUAUCUCGUUUCAGUCGACAGGGAAGAGCAGCCGCGUCGCGUACAAUGGCCGAACCGAGAGUGUGGCGACGGUGACUAAGAAGAUCCGGCAGUCGGGCGGUAGGGUGCUGGAGAUUGGCUUCGACGAGCUUUUUGAGGUUCAGCACGUGAAAAGCGCUGCUACCAGUCCUACAGAGGCUCCCAAUCCGGACCCGGACAUCAAGCUCACCGCAGCCGCUGCGCGGGUCGUCGGAUUCGCUGCCCUGAUAGCAGACGGCCACUCCCGCAAAACCAAGUACAUGCAGGCCCUAGCACUCGGUCUACCGUGUCUAUCUGCUCGCUGGAUUACGGCGUGCGUGGACAGUAACGAAAUCGUCGACUGGUCUCCCUAUCUCCUGUGCGCGGGACAGUCCUCGUUCCUUGGCGAUGCCAUGAGGUCGAGGAACCUGCCCCCCUACGAUGCGAAGACGGCCUUGCUGCAGGAAGUUAUCAACCGAAGGCCGCGGCUACUCAGUGGGAGUAACAUCCUGCUUGUGAUGAAGCGGGCCGACACCGCCAAGACAACGCCUUACAUCUUCCUCGCCCAGGCUUUGGGAGCGUCUCUGACAAGGGCAUUCACUGUCGAGGAGGCACGCGUCAGGUUGAAGGAGAUGGAAGACAUCGGCCAGCCUUACGACUGGGUAUACAUCGACGAGAAGACCGACAAGGGCGUGCUCUUUGACGAAGCGCCGGCGGCAAUAUCCGUCUCGAAAGCAGCGGAUGCCCCACCUGGAUCACUCGGCAGCAAGAGCAAGAAGCGGAAGCGAGGUUCUGCGGCCAACUCUGCGGCGACAUCGAUGGUGGCGUACUCUGGCCCGCCACCAAAGAGGAUCCGGACUCUGAGUAACGAGCUUGUCAUUCAAAGCUUGAUCCUCGGGAGGCUUAUUGAGGCGGAUGAGAUGAAGGAGUAAUGAGGAGUAAUGGAAGAGGGUGUACGGAAGGACAGAAAAGAAAAAAAGGGUCGAGGUCUGUUUUGGCGAACCAUUCAUUUACUAGCAUUUGCUUGGCGCAACAGCCAGAAAAAGAGAUGAUAGAGGCGGGUGGGCGAGGCUGGGGGGGCCUUGGAGGAGUGCUACUUGUUCCUGCUUUAUCUGCUGGCGUAAACUGUACAUUAUGAGUGAUCUCUGGGCGUUGAUUCGGCCCUGGAAAUGGUCCGCACGCUUGACCAGGCACCAUAACACUAUGGGAGUCGGCCAAUUGUGGCAAUAAUUUGUACUGCCUAGAUACCUACCUACCAGGUCUCUCACCAUAAGUCUGCCCCUUGUUCCAUGUGAAGUAAGUCAAUAUAAG